Molecule: messenger RNA, 312 nt
Organism: Acytostelium subglobosum LB1
Lineage: Eukaryota; Evosea; Eumycetozoa; Acytosteliales; Acytosteliaceae
Exons: 1
Source: RefSeq, a predicted model, not a curated record
AUGCAUUCAAGGAUAGCGCACAAUCACAUACUAUAUUACCCAACAACAACAGCACCAACGCAACAACAGCACCAACAGCAGCACCAGCAAGUGACAGAUAGAGACAAUCAACAAAUAUUAUCAUCAAGGGUAGCGCCUCCACCAUUUAAAAUCAUCCUCAAACCUUGGCAUACAAGGUCACAACUCCACUUCUAUUCACUGUAUUUAACGAUAGCGAUAAAUAGUAUCAUCAACAAACCAAGCCAAUCAAUCAAACAACGGACAACAUCAAUGACAGGUACAGGCCACAACAUCUUUUGGACUUUGUUUAAA